CUUAAACGAUCAAAAUUUCGUAUCUAACAAGACAAUCAUUGCAUGUAAGAUAAACGUCAACUGAAAACAACCUCUUUGUUACCGCAAAAAUAAGGAGACUUAACUGGAGUUGGUUUGAUGACGUCAAUAUAAUUUGUCUUCAAGCUUUCGCAAAAUUUGCUUGUCAUUCUCCAAUUUGGAUGCUCAUACUUUUUAUCCCCACCGUCCAAGCUGAAAUAUUCUUCUUUCCAUGCCAGUUAUUCUGUACAGAUGAUCUUCUGCAAUUAUUCUAAGCAACUAACACCCUUUCCCCUUUAUUUUAUAAUAAGGAAUGACUUCUAUAAAUUCCUGGUUUCAAUUCCUGCAAUAGCAUCAAGCAAGAAAUAGCUCUAAGAAAAACCAAAAAUCUGAUCAUUUGAAAAACAGAAAAAAGAAACACAAUGGCUUCAGCCAAAAUGCAAAAACCCACAAAUGAAGAACACAAAUUCUCAUAGAAGAUAUCAGAGGUAACUGCUUGGGGAAGCAGGAUGUUUGGGCACAAACAACAGGAACACCAAGCAGGGGCCAAACAUUGUAGUACAUGUCAGUAUCCGGCAUCUAAAGAUGUGAAGUCAACAUGUACUGAUACACACAAGAAAGAACAGCCAAAUACAGCAUUUGGCAAGGAAACGAAAUCUGGUACAUGCACAGAGACGAAGAAGAAAGAGAAGGAAGAGCAAAAGAAGGAAAAACAGCAUACGGCAAGUGUUCAAACAAAAGAUGUUAAACAGCCUGCUAAGAAGGAACCAUACGUGAAAAGUAAUGCAACUAAUGCAAGCAACACGAAGAGCAAAACAGAACUUAAGGAUGAACCAGCAAACCAUUGUUUUUCGAGCAUGGCAGAUCAUUGGAAGGAGAAGAUAUUGAUGAUGAAGAAGGCAAAGGAAGGCAAGAACAGAGAUAGCAGCAGCAGUGACAGUGAAAGUGAAGCUGAGUCCUGCGUGACGAAAAAGACGAACAAGGGACGAUUCAGAACAACCAAAACCACAUCCAAAUGAAGACUGUUGCAGGAUCAAAGAAAAAGACGAAAUUAAAAAUUUACUAAGCAUAGUGCUAUCCAAAUUCUAAAUUAUUCACUUGAAUCAUCAGUUU
Amaranthus tricolor (Joseph's coat) is the source of this 1110-nucleotide messenger RNA. RefSeq lists its product as uncharacterized. The transcript is spliced from 2 exons. The coding region runs from base 507 to 1016 and encodes 169 amino acids. The record is from RefSeq and is a predicted model, not a curated record. Lineage: Eukaryota; Viridiplantae; Streptophyta; Magnoliopsida; Caryophyllales; Amaranthaceae.